Umbelopsis ramanniana AG is the source of this 2419-nucleotide messenger RNA. RefSeq lists its product as uncharacterized. Gene Ontology annotation, molecular function: carboxypeptidase activity. Bases 24 to 2339 code for a protein of 771 amino acids. The record is from RefSeq and is a predicted model, not a curated record. The transcript has 9 exons. Lineage: Eukaryota; Fungi; Mucoromycota; Umbelopsidomycetes; Umbelopsidales; Umbelopsidaceae.
CCUAUUUGUAAAACGGUUGCUUUAUGGUAGAAACCGAUAGAAAAAUAGAUGACAGCGGCAGGUACAAGCCGCAUGGGAUGCACGCAUGGAAUGGGACGCAACAGGCACAGAACGCUACGGCUUCCGAAACAGAAACCACGCCUUUGCUGUCUAAGGCAGCAGCCGCAAACCACGCUGGAUUUCCUGAUUAUUCUGCUUUUUUCAAAGCAGUUGAAGUAAAAGUGAAGAUUUUUUCCAAGUUUAUAUCGAUUAUAUUAGCUGUUUCAUGGGUGGUUUGGUACAUCACGACUAUUAUCUCCAUGUUUCGUCGUCAAGACCUUACAAUGGAUAUUGCCAAAAACAUUAUCCUUGAUACACCCAAUAGCUUUAAGCUGCGCGAAUACCUUGUCAACUACACCUCGGUAGCCCAUGUUGCUGGAACAGAAUCGGAUCGCUUACAAGCCGAGUGGACUCGCGAUAAGCUUGUUGAGUUCGGUAUUAAGGAUGUAAAGAUCGAGACAUACUGGCCGCUUCUCAACUAUCCGAAAAGUCAUCGAGUGGCUAUCGUGUCUGGCCCAGAGCACUUGCACUAUGAAGCUAAACUUCGGGAAGACGUUGCUCCCGGGGAUGAUACCAGCAAGCGACAGGACGAUGUUCCAACCUUUCAUGGUUAUAGCAAGGGAGGCAAUGUCACUGCUCCGAUCAUUUAUGUAAAUUAUGGUCGUAUUGAAGACUUCAGACUGUUGGCGUCACGAGGCGUUCAGAUGAAUGGAACCAUUGCCUUGGUGCGAUACGGAGAGAAUUUCCGUGGACUAAAGGUUACUGCAGCAGAACAAUUUGGAUGUGUAGGAGUUUUGAUCUACUCUGAUCCUAUCGAUGACGGCCCUGUGUCCAAGCCCGGUGUUGAAAAUCCUGCAAAACCGUAUCCUGAAGGACCAUGGAGGGCUCGAUCGUCUGUUCAACGUGGAUCGGUUCAGCCAUUUUCCCUUAUGGCAGGAGAUCCUCUGACUCCUGGAUAUGCUGCCAAGGAAAACGUUACUCGACUUGCCAUAAAUGAAACGAUCGGUAUCGCAAAGAUACCAUCUAUGCCGAUUUCUUGGGAGGAUGCGGUACCACUUUUUAAAGCGCUCAUUGGGCAUGGACGAGUUAUUGAAAGCUGGAAAGGCGGGUUGGACAAUGCAAUGUACUUUUAUGGUCCUUCCGUGGCCGAAGUAAACCUAGUCAACGAGAUUGAAAACAAGAUCACUCCAAUCUGGAAUGUCAUUGGAAGGAUCCAAGGUCAUGAGGAAGGUAGCAAAGCUAUUGUGCUCGGCAACCAUCGUGAUGCAUGGGUGUACGGCGCGAUCGAUCCUUCCUCUGGUUCAGCAAUUAUGCUUGAGCUGGCAAGAACAUUUGGCAUUUUGUUAAAGCACGGAUGGAAGCCAAGGCGAACCAUCAUCUUUGCCUCCUGGGAUGCCGAAGAAUACGGCAUGGUUGGUUCAACAGAAUGGGUAGAGGAUCACAAAGAAUGGCUCGAUAACGGAGCUAUCUGUUACCUGAAUGUAGACAUGGCAGUUUCUGGCCCACAUUUUGCAGCCACAGGCUCACCAUCAAUGAACCAACUAUUGUAUGAGAUCACAAAGCAAGUUCCUGAUCCCAAAACUCAUAUGUCCAUUUACGAUACCUGGCUCAAAGAUUCUGGAGACCGUGUGAAUGAACCCUUUGUCGGCACCCUUGGCUCUGGCUCUGAUUAUGUUGCCUUUAUCGAUCAUGUUGGCAUUGCUUCCGUGGAUAUAAGAUUCACAGGUGAAUUUGGUGUAUACCAUUCAAAUUACGACAGUUUAUAUUGGAUGGACCAUUUCGGCGACCCGACCUAUCAGUACCAUGUCGCACUCACACAAAUUUGGGGCUUGAUGGCAUUUCACCUAGCUAACGACCGGUUACUGAAGAUGACUGCCACACCAUACGCUGCAUUCAUCGCUGAACAAUUCCGUUCACUCAAGAGUCUAUCCCCUUUGCGAGAUUUCUCGAAUUUGGAGUCGGCUAUUAGGAACUUCAUUGACGCUGCCGACAUUCUAGAUGCCCAAGUACUUUUAUUAAAGAACGGCAGCGGAAAUACAUCCAUCGGCGACGUUAACUCUAGGCUUAGCUUCUUCGAACGCCGGUUCAUUGACCCUGAAGGUAUCCAAGGUCGUGACUGGUUCAAGCAUGUUAUCAUAGCGCCGGGGUUGUGGACCGGGUACGCGGCUCAAACGUUCCCGGCCAUUGUCGAGGCCAUCGAGAACGGGAACGAAACUGCGAUUAUGCAUACAAUGAACAGAGCAGCUUUGCACAUUGAAAAAGCAGCCAAGUUCGUAGCAGGUCGACGAUCUUUUCACUAGCGAGGCUGGUAGAUGGACAGUAUCAACAUUUAUUCAUAUUGCAGUGAUAAGAAAAAAAGGCGGGUGGAGAGAAAGUGGAG